Molecule: messenger RNA, 903 nt
Organism: Aureobasidium musti
Lineage: Eukaryota; Fungi; Ascomycota; Dothideomycetes; Dothideales; Saccotheciaceae
Source: the annotation of a GenBank genome assembly
AUGUCUAAGCUCUCGCCCGCUCUCAAGCAAUUGAUCAAUGCGCCGUUUGCGCGUCCUGGCGCUCUGCCUGCACCCCAAGGCAUCAAGGCGUUUUACCAGAACUUGGCCAAGGAUGCUAAGGAUAGAGGUGUUGGUCAGCCUGCGUGGGUGUCAAUGGCUGUAUGUUGUACCCAAUCUUCAAAGCGGAGGUAUAGCAAGACUGACGAAUUGGGAACGACAGNNACAGCAACGACCAUGACGAUGAACUCGCCCGACUCGCUGGUUGAGCUGUACCAUGCAGCUGGUUCUGACAACGACCCGGUGCAUACUGCAGAACUGAUGAGAGAGGUUGGAUUAAAGUGCAUUGGUUUCAAUGGCGUAANNGUCCCUCGUACCAUCAACAUGCUCAACGCCUUCCGCGACUCCCUCCCUUCAGACGUAAUAUCCUCCCUCUCCACAACACCCACCCGCAUCCCCUCGCCCGCAAACAUCACCUCCAUGUCCGCCCGCGGCUCCUCGCUCUGGAAAUCCAUCUACGACCCUUUCGACAAGAAACUCUACGACAAACUCGCUUCCUCACACCCAGACCUGCCCGUCCACAUCCUGCACUCUGAAUACGGUGCUCUGUUUGCAGACCCUGAAGAUAAAGUUACAGGCAAGGUGGGAAGAGUGUUGACGAGUAUUGUUGCGGUUAGUUGUUUGAGGACGCAGACGGGGGUGGGCCCGCAGGUGUUGAGUCAUGUGUUUGGAUUGAGGAAGGCGUUUAAAGAUGGCACUGCGGAAAAGGAUGUGCAGGGUGGUGAGUGGUUGGCUGGUGAUGAGGGCAGUGUUUGGUUGUUGGAGAGUGUGGAUAGACUUGUGGAGGCUUUGGNNAGUGGAGGUAAGGGGUCAUCAUAUGCGCCUGGUCUCAAAGCAAAGCUCUAA